Messenger RNA from Temnothorax curvispinosus, 5690 nucleotides. RefSeq names its product centrosomal protein of 162 kDa. Bases 94 to 4470 code for a protein of 1458 amino acids. Gene Ontology annotation, biological process: cilium assembly. The record is from RefSeq and is a predicted model, not a curated record. NCBI's taxonomy places the organism in Eukaryota, Metazoa, Arthropoda, Insecta, Hymenoptera, Formicidae. The transcript has 6 exons. Gene Ontology annotation, cellular component: centriole; axonemal microtubule; centrosome.
CAAAAAGUAUGGCAGGUGUCAAGCGGUUCGUGAGGAAUGACCGGUUGUACACGGUGGUCUGACUUGAUUUAAUUACGGCCGAGGAAGGGCGAGAUGUCUUCGGGCGCCAGGAAAUCGCCGCGGAUCGAAGAUUUAAUCUCCACGGAGGAUGAUACCUUGGGAUCCUCCAUAAGUCUAAGCGUCGGGGAGAACUCGGUGCGAAUUAAAGAGAAACCUAAAGCUACCAAGAAAGCCGAACAGUUAUCGGCCGACAGGAAAGAUGUGCCGGAUAAGUGGUGGUUGAAGAGGCCUGAAACACGUCUGGGUGUCCUGAGUGCCAAGAGCGCGGAUGCGAAGACCAAGCAGUCUCCUACUCCUUCGCCGGAUGUCAGCUCUUCUAUGAAAGACUUCCUCGAGAAAGAGAGGAUGUGCAAGGCAGUAUCGAAAAGCGAAGGAGAAGCGAAAGACAAGGAUGACACGUUAUGCGACAUACUCGCAUCUGCGGCUUUCGAUAAAUAUCCGUCAGACUUUGAAAAUGCCACUGACGAGGAUAUCGGCAGUAUGCUGGAGGAAAUGAGCAAAAUCGCUGGGGCAUUAAGCCCUAAUUCGUGUCCUGAACGUACAAAAUCUAGUGGCUCCAGUAAGAAUCCCAUCGAAGAAGAGAAGUCUGUGGAAGAAUUAUUAGAAGAGGCUGAGAAGUUAGUCAGGGAAAAUUGUAACACCCUAUCGAAAAGUAUAUCGAAAUCUGAUACUCUAGUGCCAGAGAAUCAAGACGAAAGCCUGAACAGAGUAAGGCAACUGGAAGCUGACAUUUUUCAAUUAAUAGAGGAAGAAGUGCAUAAAGAAACAGAAAAGAUAAAGAGGAGUCCGAAGAACGAGAGGAGACGGGAGAACAGUCCAGGAUUUGAAAUCGUUUAUGAAAAUCUCAGUAGUUUGAGACCACCGAAAACGCUGGAAUUUCAAAGAAGAAAGUUCGAGGAACAGAAAGUCGAAAUAUCGAGCAGUUCCGAUUUGGACGACCCGAUUGAGAGGCAUUCCAAGUCCGAGGAACUGAAGAGCACGAAGAAAAUUGAAAUGGAUAAAGAGAAUCUGCAGAAGGAGAUCACGGACGUGGAUAAGGACUUUUUCGAAGAUUUGUUGAGAAGAUCUAAGGAGAAAGCGGAGGGCGGGAUGUCUGGUAGUUCCAGUUUCGGGCAGGAAGAUUUUUCGCAUUUCUUGAAGUUGCUUCAAGGGCAGAAUACAGACAAAACAGAGCUGGAAUCAAAAGAGUCUAACGCGAUGUAUGAUCUCUUUUUGAAAUCUACUAAUGGCGAGGUAUUAUCGACCAAGGAGAGUCAAUUAGCUAGUGGCAAAACCCCAGAAUUCCCAGAAAAAGAAUUUUCCGAGAUAUUAGGGAAGGAAUUACCGGCCAUUAACGGUGCACACAAAGAUCAUGAAAUUAAUGACAGCGAUUCCAGCAUGAGCGAAGGACGACAUAAAGAGGCACUGAAUUCUCUGUCAGGCGGGACAACAUUCUUAAAACAUUCUAGUAAUGAAUCUAAGAAGAUUAUAUCGAAAGUUACAGAGAAAGAAAGCAAUAAAAAUGUGACAGAAGCUAAUAAAAAGGCAGUUAAUCCUGAAAGUGAAUUGUAUACGGUAGGAUUGACGCCGAGAUUAGAAUUAUUCGCAGAUGCGAUACCCAAACUUAUGGCUGAAAAGUUAAAUGAAAAUGUUGCGAAAGAGAACGCGGAGAAAACGGAAAAAGCGGAUUCCGCGCUCAAGGAAUCUGCUUGUUCGGAAACAAAUGUAGACGCAAAAGUGGAAGAUUUAUAUGCCGCUAAAGUACCAAAGAUCUCAAAGAUGCAUCAUCAAGAAGCACCUGGCGUUUCGGGUAAAGCAAUAGAUGUAUCUAAAAUUGACCGUAUUGUUAGUGCACCGAGUAAUAACCAAUCGAAGAAAGAGAUAAGAUUCUGCAAGUCCAAGAGCUACGAUCAGAUAUGCCAGCCUCCCUUGAGAACCUCCCUCGAAAAUAUCAGAAUUAAUAAAGCUUUAGAUGUAUCUAAAAAACCUGUAAAUCCGGUUCCCAGAAAAUCAUCGAUGGUAAAGUCGAAAGUACAAUCCCGACCGAUUUCCAAAACCGCGCCGAAACCUAACUCGUCCUUAAGAUCAAAACUGGAGUCUGGAAUUAAAAUUGGCUCCACAUCCAGCUUACCAGCUGCGUCCCAGAUGAAAUCGCCCGACGCUUACAAGAAAAAUUUCAUGGCCGCCGGAGAUUCGAAGCAGAUCCCAAUAAAACUCGAUUGGGAGAUGUUAUGUCGCGAGGAGAGACACAAGAACAUGCUGCUGAAGCAACAGUUGGAGGCCGAGGCGAAGCUGUACAAGAGUCAAAUCGAGGACAUGCGUACGUCCUUCGAGGGAGAGCUGUUUGCCUUGAAGAAACAAAAUAUAAUCUUGAAGGCGAGAAUCGAUGAGGUCUCUCUGAACGAACGGCGCGUAGAGAUUCCUCCCAAAAACGACACGAAAAUCGCUCUUUUAGAACAAGAACUGGAGAAGCAGGAAAGCCUGAUCCGUGCUUAUGAGACCGAGAACAAGAAGCUAAUGCAAGAUACGAAACGUAUGCAAGAGGAAUUGAAGAAUUUACAGUCUAAGCAGAAGAGCACGAUAUCAGAAGCGAACGAUACGCAACAGCUCGCCGAUCGGGUGAAGGAUCUUCAGGAGGAGACGUUGAAGUUGAACCUCGAGGUGUCCGAGCUGAAGGAGAAGAAUGCCGAUUACUUGUUGAAGAACGACGAUCUAAUGCAACAGAACAGUUUGCUCGCGGACGAAUUGGAUAUGUUCAAGGAGCAGUUGAGAGCGAAGAAUAACUUUAUCACGGAUCGGCUGCAAGUGAUGACCACCACGGAGUUAGAACUUAAGAAACAGAUAGAAGAUUUGAGUAUCAAAUUGAGCUCCAAAUCGGAGCAAUUGCGAAUGACUAAACAGGAUUUGGACAAGUUUCAGCAGAACGUCCUGCCCUUGGAGAAGGAACUGCUGGAGCUCAGAGCUAGGGAGGGGAAUCUCCAGGAGAAAUUGCAGAUAAGCAAGAGCCACGUCGAGCGCGAAAAGCAGUUGACCCAGAGACUCAAGGAUCAAGUUAUUCUGGACAACAAGAAGGUCACAGACCUGAACAGACAAGUGCGCGAAUUGGAGCGUAUACUCAAGAGGAAGAACCCCGACUCAGUGUCGGCACUCAUACUGACCGCCAACUCGGAACAAGACAAGAUUGGUUCCGAGAAGGUAAAGCUUCUGGAGGAGAGAAUAGCGAGUCUCGAAAACGAGAUCAAGGCCAAGGAGGAUACCGCGCAGCAGAAUCUGGUUGACCUGCAGAAGAAAUUCUCUGACAUGAAGGAGAAGUACACGACGCAGGUGAUGGAGCUGGAGGCGAAACUGUUGGAGGCAACUACGAAGGAACACAAGUUGUACAAUGACAUGUUCACGCAAACGAUGAGAUAUGUCGAGAGCAAGAGUGUGGAGAAUAACAAGAAAGAUGACAAAGCUUCAGCCGUGGAAGAUAAGAAGGAAAAGAUGAAGGUUGGGCCGAAGUCUCAAAAUCCGAAGGAAGACGCGCAUCUCAUCGCCACUAUAAGAGGCUUGAAGCUGGAGAUCGCGAACAAGGAUAAAGCGGUCUCAAAAAUAACCAAGGAGUAUCAGGAGCUUCAAAAGACAAACCGGCGACUGCAGAAGGAGCGGGAGAAAUUGCUGAAUGAUCGUAGGAGCUUCAGAAGCAUGGAUUUCGAUAAGGCGUUCCGAGGACUGAAGAACGGCGAAGGAAAUGAUCAGAAUUCGAAUGUCUACCAGAACGGACAUGUUUCCGACUCGCAGAGACUGUCGUCGUCGACGCCAAAGUUGUACGAUCCGAUGCAGUACACGGAGAACGGCAAGAAUGGGGUUAUCAAGAAGUUGACCAACGAAAACGACAUCCUGAAGGAAGAGCUAAACAAAAUGAACAAGGACUUCAUGGCGCUGAAGAGUAAGAGACUGCACGAUUUGAAUCUCUUGCAGGAGGAACACGAGCGAGAGAUGGCCACUCUUGUGAAAGAAUAUAGCGUCAAGAUCGGAGAUUCUAAAGUGGUAAAGUUACAGGGUCAGAUUAAUACUCAGGGAGCAAUCAUAUCGCACUUGAAAGAACAGGUCGAGAAGUUCAGAGAUUAUAAGGAACAGGUGAUCAUGUUGAAGGCCGAAAGAGAGCACUUAGAGAAUAAAGUGAAAACGCUGACCGAGAAAGUCAAGUACUUAUCAACGCCGGGAACGGAACAAUUGCAAUUGCUGCAGGACAAGAUCACAAUUCUUCAGCAACGGCACGAGAGUAGAGAGAUGACCUUGCAGACGUUAAUUCGUGAUUUACUGAGGAAUCGAACGCAGUGUAGAGACUGUAGUAAGAACGAAAAGGGAAAGAAUCGGCAGCUUUGCUACUUCCGACAAGAACUCGAUCAUAUCUUAGGAAUGCUACAGGAGAUCGCUAACGUCCAUUGAUUAUCGCUGAAUCGAGAGAUUGUCCCUAAAUAGUCACAGCGCAUUUGUAUGGUUCUCGGUUCGUCAUCGAAUAUUGUGAUAAUUUUUACAAGACUAAGUAUUUGCGAUGUAGCUUAAAUAAUUCGAGAGAGUCAUUAGGUAUUUUAAGUGUCAAAGUAUAGGUGCGUAAACGCGUUCGUUCGCGACCCUGAGCCAAAUGUUUAGUCCAUACUUCCAUCAACUCUUCCAGAAUUGAUGAGAACUAUUAUAAAGUACGAUCUUCUUUCUUGCGUCCGUGACACCGUUUGUUCUGCGAGGUCAUCCAUCCGUACAGAGCUUGCAAAUGACUCGGUAGGCUCGGAUCACUGCCAAAGAGAGAAACGCUUACUGCGUAACUAACAGUAGCGUACAUAAUAACGAACGAACGAACGUACGAUUGAAUUACCUUUUUCAAUCUCUCUCCGUCGCCAAUUUUCUUGCCACGCGCGUGCAAUGUCUGUGAACACUGCCCGCUAUUAGCAUAAUCUAUUUUAUUGAAUCAAAAAUUAAUUUUUAGAAUAAGUCGUGCUUUUAGGAUUAGAUAUUUUUUAUUUAUUUAUUUAUUUAUUGACUCUGAAUAAAAUGGCACGGCUGCUUGCAACGUUUCUCCAAAUCGAUGUUGCUGCAGCUUGUUUUCUUCUUAUAAUUGUAUAGCAUGACAAUUGGACGGAGGAAAAAGAAAAUAGAUAUGUAAAAAUAUCUUCGUAAGGGUUUCUUCCAAAGUUAAAUGAUAUCUAGUUUUUUACGGAUAAUUUUUUUGGAAACUUUGCUGUACAUAUAUAAGCGUUAUAAGAGAUAAACCGCUAUAUUUAUUUCGGAUAAUACUCUACGUCGGUUUAUUCGCGAUCAACGAAGUUGACUAUAUCAUGUAUAUCGUAUCGUAAGUAUUCUAGUUUAUUACUAUUGUUGCCAAGCCUAGUUGGUGAUCUCGUCAAAUGUAGCCUUCUCUGUAUGCGUCGUAAUAAACGCAAGCACACCGCACAAAUCGAUGUAGCCGAGACUUGAGGACGAACAAUCAGAAUGCCUAUCUUUCGUAUUUUCUUCGCAAAAUCUGCAGACUCUUUGAGACAGUUAUCUUCCUGAGACUCGGUUACGUUGAAGUACACACAAUCACAUUCUUUUUCUAAAUAGAUUUAAGCUUGUCACUUGCAAUGUACAAAAUCCAAAAUUAUAACUUUAAUAAAUUUAAUCUUCUCGCUAAA